Dalotia coriaria is the source of this 943-nucleotide messenger RNA. RefSeq names its product brachyurin-like. Gene Ontology annotation, molecular function: serine-type endopeptidase activity. Gene Ontology annotation, biological process: proteolysis. The transcript is spliced from 3 exons. Bases 54 to 896 code for a protein of 280 amino acids. NCBI's taxonomy places the organism in Eukaryota, Metazoa, Arthropoda, Insecta, Coleoptera, Staphylinidae. The record is from RefSeq and is a predicted model, not a curated record.
GCUGGGGAAUCAAUCGUUCUCGAGUCUAUCCGCUCCACAACGAUAGAAUCAAGAUGAAAGUCGCAAUCGUCGUUUUGCUGAGCGCAUUGGCUCUUACCAGUGCCCUCGACUGGAAGAACAUCAACACCUUGAACAUCAACAAGGCGGUGCCAAGAAUCCUCAUCCCCAAGAAUCCCAACACCAGGAUUGUCAAUGGCGAGGAGGUCGAGCCCCAUUCCAUUCCAUGGCAGGUGGGUUUGUUGAUCCAGAUGAAGAAUACUGAAGGUACUGCUUUCUGUGGUGGUUCAAUCAUUUCCAACCAAUGGAUUUUGACUGCUGCUCACUGCGUCGAAACUGCUGAAUCCAUCGAGGUGGUUCUAGGUGCCCACAAAAUCAAGGAAGAGGAAGACACUCAGAUUCGUGUGGUUACCACUGAAUUCUUGCACCAUGAAGAUUGGUCCCGUUUCACCCUCACGAACGACAUCGCUUUGGUCAAGCUUCCAGAACCUGUUGAAUUCAAUGACAACAUUCAGUCAAUUGGUCUGCCCAGCGACAUUGGCAACAUCGAUGACCUUACCGUCUCCGUCACCGGCUGGGGUAAAGACUCCGAUGAAGCCACCAGCGUCUCCGAGGUUCUGCGUAUCAUCAGCGUACCAGUGAUGCCCAACGACAAGUGCAACAACUUCUACUUUGGCAUCAUUCAAGACACACACAUGUGCACUGACUCCUGGGCUGGUAGCAUUGGUACUGGUCACAGCACCUGCAGUGGUGACUCCGGUGGCCCAUUGGUUCUGGAAGGCACGACUCAGGUCGGCAUUGUGUCCUUCGGCAUUGCUUUCGGAUGCGAGUUGGGAUACCCUGCUGCUUUCACCAGGGUCAGUUCUUAUGUGGACUGGAUUAAUGCUCAUAUCGCAUAAACAUGUGUUGUUGAACAAUAAAUAUAUCUCUUGAUAUGUGCUUGUGA